Molecule: messenger RNA, 2785 nt
Organism: Empidonax traillii (willow flycatcher)
Lineage: Eukaryota; Metazoa; Chordata; Aves; Passeriformes; Tyrannidae
Gene: OPHN1
Product: oligophrenin 1
Exons: 25
Coding region: 65-2404 (779 amino acids)
Biological process (GO): signal transduction
Cellular component (GO): cytoplasm
Molecular function (GO): GTPase activator activity; protein binding
Source: RefSeq, a predicted model, not a curated record
GGCGCUCCCGGUGUCCGUGCCCGUCGGUAGCCCAGCCCGGCGGAGCCGCCCCCGGCCCGCGGCCAUGGGGCACCCGCCGCUGGAGUUCAGCGACUGCUACCUGGACAGCCCCGACUUCCGAGAGCGCCUCAAGUGCUACGAGCAGGAGCUGGAGCGAACCAACAAGUUCAUCAAGGAGGUGAUCAAGGACGGCAACGCGCUCAUCGCCGCCAUCCGCGGGUAUUCCUCGGCCGUGCAGAAGUUCUCCCAGACCCUGCAAUCCUUCCAGUUCGACUUCAUUGGUGACACACUAACAGAUGAUGAGAUUAAUAUUGCUGAGUCCUUUAAGGAGUUUGCAGAGCUGCUGCACGAAGUAGAGCUGGAGAGGUCCAUGAUGGUGCAGAAUGCAAGUGAUUUGCUGAUCAAACCUUUGGAAAACUUCCGGAAGGAGCAGAUAGGGUUCACCAAGGAAAGAAAGAAAAAGUUUGAGAAGGAUGGUGAGAAGUUUUACUCUAUGCUGGAUCGCCACCUGCAUUUGUCUUCCAAAAAGAAGGAAUCCCAGUUACAGGAGGCUGACCUUCAGGUGGACAAAGAGAGACACAAUUUCUUUGAGUCCUCCCUCGAGUACGUGUACCAGAUCCAGGAAGUACAGGAGAGCAAGAAAUUCAGUAUUGUGGAGCCGGUGCUGGCAUUUCUCCACAGUCUUUUCACUUACAACAAUCUGACAGUGGAGCUGACGCAGGAUUUUCUCCCCUACAAGCAGCAGCUCCAGCUCAGCCUGCAGAAUACAAGGAAUCACUUUUCCAGCACGCGGGAGGAGCUGGAAGACCUGAAGAAGAGGAUGAAGGAAGCGCCCCUAACCUGCAAGCUCCCUGGGCAGCCGACCAUUGAGGGCUACCUCUACACUCAGGAGAAAUGGGCACUGGGCAUCUCCUGGGUGAAGUAUUACUGCCAGUAUGAAAAGGAGGCAAAAACCUUACGGAUGACACCCAUAGACCAGAAGCCUGGAGCUAAGCAGGGCACCUUGGACCUGACCUUGAAGUCCUGCGUUAGGAGAAAGACAGACUCCAUAGACAAAAGGUUUUGUUUUGACAUUGAAACCAAUGAAAGGUCCGGGACCAUCACGCUGCAGGCUCUCUCGGAAGCCAACCGGAGGCUGUGGAUGGAGGCGAUGGACGGGAAGGAGCCGAUCUACCACAGUCCCAUCACGAAGCAGGAAGAAAUGGAGCUGAACGAGGUCGGCUUCAAGUUUGUUCGGAAGUGCAUCAACGCAGUGGAGACAAAAGGAAUCACCACGGAGGGUGUGUACCGGACUGUUGGCAGCAAUAUCCAGGUGCAGAAGUUGCUGAAUGCCUUUUUUGAUCCGAAAUGCCCCGGCGACGUGGAUCUCCAGAGUGGGGAUUGGGACAUCAAGACCAUUACCAGCUCACUGAAGUUCUAUCUCAGGAACCUGUCUGAACCCGUCAUGACAUACAAGCUCCACAAAGAGCUGGUCCUGGCUGCCAAGUCCGAGAACCUGGAUUACAGGCUGGGAGCUAUUCAUGCACUGGUGUAUAAACUGCCUGACAAGAACAGGGAGAUGUUGGAGCUCCUCAUCCAGCACCUCGUCAAUGUCUGUGAGCACAGCCGGGAGAACCUGAUGUCACCGUCCAACAUGGGGGUGAUCUUCGGGCCCACUCUCAUGCGAGCGCAGGAGGACACUGUGGCAGCGAUGAUGAACAUCAAGUUCCAAAACAUCGUGGUCGAGAUCCUGAUCGAGCACUUUGGGAAGAUCUACUCCGGCCCCCCAGAGGACACCUCGGCCCCUCCAGUGCCCCCACCCAGGGUGGCUGCCCGGCGGCACAAACCCAUCACCAUCUCCAAACGUCCCCUGAGGGAAAGACCUGUCUUCUUUGGUGCUUCUGUGGAGGACAGUGGAGCAGAGUGGCUCGGCCAGACCCCCAAUGGAGGCGGCGUGGAGGCCCCCAAGCCGCUGCACCGCAGCCGCCCGCCCGCACCCCGGCCCGGGGGGGAUGAACUGGGGCGUCCCCCGGCCGAGGGCCGGCCCCAGCCGCGCCCCGAGCCCGAGCUGGGCAAGCCGGUGGCCAGGCUGCAGGAUGGAGGGGCGAAACCGCCAGGCAAGGCGGCCAACGGGGUGGUGAGCAGCCCUGCCCUGAGGAGCGGCACCCUGCAGGCCAGGAGACCGGCCCCACGGCCGGGGGGCAGCAGGGAUGGUGACUGUGACGGUGUCCCUAAGCCGCGUUCCCAUAGCGAUAAGCCCGUGAUAAUGCGGCCUCCCGUGAGACCUCCAGAUCCACCCUGCAGGACUCCAGUCCCUCCAAAGCUGGAGCAGAGGCCAGAUCUGAUAGCAGGGACAGCAGAGGAGAUGCCCUCAUCUGUGGUGGCCUCUAGGACCAAGUUCUUUGAGACGGCUUCCCGAAGGUAAGGCUGUUCUUCAUCACCACAAGGCAGGAUCCCAGGUGAUGAGAGCUGAGGCUAAAGGCUUUGUAAGCAGCUCGGCCCAGCUGGACCCAGGAGACUUUCUGUGCUUGUGACCCAGGAGUCACAGCUGAGCCUUGCCAGCCCCAGUGCCCUGGAGAGCAGCCUUCUUACUGGACGAUGAUUUCCGAGCCACAAGUGGCUCAAGAAAUUAGAAGAGGGAGACCAUGAUGGAGAGCAGGCCCUGCCCACGUGUCUGUGUUGAACUGUUUUCAGCCCUCCCACCUCUCCUCCCUGCAGUCUGUGGCAGUGCCUGUGUGUGCCCGUGCACGUCCGGCAGUGUGGGCAGGGCUGGGGGACCCCGACCAGCUGCGGAAGGGACAGCGGA